AUGUCACAACGCGAAGGAGGACAAAAGCAGGCUUUCGAUCCCUGGGCUUUGCCCGAUACCUUCACUCUCUAUGCUUACGCCCCAGAGGACAUUCGCAGCUUUCUUCAUCCUCACUGGCAUUCAUACAAAGCUCUGCAUCCGGCAUGGUAUUACUUUUUGGGAUUGAUGUACUUGGUAAUUGGUACUUGCGCCGUUGCGGGUAACGCCGUUGUCCUGAAGAUCUUUAGCCGAUUUCCGGCUCUCCGUACUCCCGCCAACUUGUUGGUUAUGAACUUGGCUGUAUCUGAUUUCCUUCUGAUGCUCGCACUUUUCCCCGAAUGCGUCUACAACUUUUUCCUUGGUGGCCCAUGGCGCUUUGGAGAUAUGGGUUGCCAGAUCCACGCUUUCUUGGGCGCUUGUUUCGGAUACAACCAAAUCUUCACUCUGACAAUGAUCUCGUACGACCGAUACAAUGUGAUUGUAAAGGGAUUCAGUGGAACUCCACUCACGUUUAACCGCGCUGUCUCCAUCAUUACAUUGAGCUGGAUCUGGGCUUUGGGCUGGUCUAUCUGCCCAUUGGUCGGCUGGGGUGCCUACGCCAUGGAUGGUAUAAUGGGAACAUGCUCUUAUGACUACGUCUCCCAGAACAUGAACAACAAAUCCCAUAUUUUGGCUGCCACCUUCGCAAACUUUAUCCUGCCAAUCAUUGUUAUUGCUGGUUGCUACUACUUCAUCGUCCAUGCCGUCUUUAGGCACGAGGAAGAACUCCGUGCUCAGGCUAAGAAGAUGAAUGUUGCUUCUCUUCGCAGCAAUAACGACCAACAGCAGGUGUCUGCUGAGAUUCGUAUCGCCAAGGUCUCCAUUAUGAACGUCUCGAUGUGGCUGACGGCUUGGACUCCAUUUGCCGUUAUCUGCAUCAUGGGUACCUGGGGUGAUGUUUCCAAGAUUACUCCAUUGGUGUCUGCCAUUCCAGUCAUCCUGGCCAAGACGUCAUGUGCCUAUAACCCACUUAUCUAUGCCAUCUCCCAUCCUAAAUACCGAGAGUGCCUGAAGCAAAUGUUUCCUUGGAUGUGUAUCGUCGAGGAGAAAAAAGCUCUUGCUGACAACCAAACCAUCAUCAGUGAAAAGACCGAAAUGACUGAAAUCGUCAAAUGUGAAUCGGCUUAGUUACUUAAAAACGGCAUUGAUUUUCAUUUUCGUUCUCCAUAGAGCAAUGUGAGGUAUGGACGACUAUCAUUCUAAAUCAACGACACUGGCAAUCUCAAAUUGACAAAGACUCUGAAUUAUGUUUGCUCGAGUUAUUAUAACUUGAGACUUUCUGUUUCAAGUAUCUAUCAUCCUUUUUAUCUCUUCGAUUUCCCAUUCAUGUAUUUUUGUUUCUCCCAAUAAAACGUUGAGUGU
Daphnia pulex (common water flea) is the source of this 1380-nucleotide messenger RNA. Its product is annotated as compound eye opsin BCRH2-like. NCBI's taxonomy places the organism in Eukaryota, Metazoa, Arthropoda, Branchiopoda, Diplostraca, Daphniidae. Gene Ontology annotation, cellular component: membrane. The record is from RefSeq and is a predicted model, not a curated record. The transcript is spliced from 6 exons. Bases 1 to 1146 code for a protein of 381 amino acids. Gene Ontology annotation, biological process: G protein-coupled receptor signaling pathway. Gene Ontology annotation, molecular function: G protein-coupled receptor activity.